Molecule: messenger RNA, 2152 nt
Organism: Cutaneotrichosporon oleaginosum
Lineage: Eukaryota; Fungi; Basidiomycota; Tremellomycetes; Trichosporonales; Trichosporonaceae
Biological process (GO): amino acid transmembrane transport
Cellular component (GO): membrane
Molecular function (GO): amino acid transmembrane transporter activity
Source: RefSeq, a predicted model, not a curated record
GUCUCCCUGUUAUCCGCAAGCUAGCCCAUCUCGCUCACCACUCGCCCCACACUCGCCCAGCCGCUCAUCCCCCGGCGUCUCCAUCAUCUCCCUCUCCCCGACCUGCUCUGCCCAUACCCGUCCCGGACACUUUAUAACCAGCACAGAUCGCCUCAUCUCAGCUCUUCUCUCCUUAUAGUGCUGGCCGACUCUUCUCCAGCAAGCCCCCAUCUCUCUACCCCCCUUCAACAAACACACUCUCUACCCACCAUGUCUUACGACGACGUGGAGAAGGUCCACAAGGCCGAGACCGGCAAGAUUGUCGUGUCUCCCGCCUACGAUGCCAUGGCCGACAACGAGGAGUACUACGACCCGUCCAAGGAGACGAUGAUGACGCGCGCCGGUCUCAACUUUGAGUCCUUCAAGCGUGCGCCUGGUACUACUCGUGGUCUUGUCGCCCACGGUGACAUUCCCCCCGAGCUUGUCGCCCACGACAACCCGCUGCUCCAGCAGAAGAUGAAGCCUCGUCACCUGCAGAUGAUUGCUGUCGGUGGUUCGAUUGGUACUGGUCUCUUCGUUGGUUCGGGUUCCGCUCUCGUCAAGGGUGGCCCCGCUGGUGUCCUGAUUGCCUGGUUGAUCAUCGGUGUGAUGCUUAUCAACGUCACUCAGGCUCUCGGUGAAAUGGCUAUUCUCUACCCCGUCUCUGGUGGUUUCUACACUCUGGCAUCUCGUAUGCUUGACCCUUCGUUCGCUUUCGCCAUGGGCUGGAACUACGUUUUCCAGUGGGCUGUCGUUCUUCCUCUUGAAAUUACUGUCGCUGGUACUACUGUUCAGUACUGGGACACUCCAGUACCACUCGGCGCUUGGAUUACCAUCUUCUUCCUUCUCAUUAUCUUCUUCGCGGUUCUUGGCACACUCGGCUACGCUGAGGAGGAAUUCUGGUCCUCGUGCCUCAAGCUUACCGUUGUCGUGAUCUUCAUCAUCAUCGGUAUUGUCUGUAUUGUCGGUGGUGGUCCCCGGAACGGUGACUACAACAAGUACCUCGGUGCCGCCCACUGGUACAACCCCGGUGCAUUUGCCAAUGGCUUCAAGGGUGUCUGCGCGGUGUUCGUCACUGCCGCCUUCUCCUUCGCCGGUACCGAGCUUGUCGGUCUUGCCGCCACUGAGACCCCCAACCCCCGCAAGACCAUGCCUGCCGCUAUCAAGCAGACCUUCUGGCGUAUUACUGUCAUUUACAUCACUUCGCUCCUCAUCAUCGGCCUCGCCGUUCCUUACACCGAGCCCCGUCUUAUGGGCGGUUCGGGUGCCGACACCUCGCCUUUCGUCAUUGUCAUGGACAAGGCUCGCAUCAAGGGCAUGAACCACCUCAUCAACAUCACUAUCUGUAUCUCGGUUCUUUCCAUCGGUCUCUCGUGUGUCUACGCCGGCUCGCGUACCCUCACCGCUCUUGCCGAGACUGGUUACGCCCCCAAGAUCUUCACCUACGUUGACAAGGCUGGUCGCCCCCUCUGGUCGGUUGUCUUCAUCGUCGCCUUUGGCCCCCUCGCCUACGUCAACCUUGCCGAUGUUGGUGACUCGGUCUUCAACUGGCUUCUUGCCCUCUCGGGUCUCUCCACGCUCUUUACCUGGCUGGCCAUCUGUGUCACGCACAUCCGCUUCCGCCAGGCCUGGAAGGCCCAGGGUCACUCGGUUGAGGAGCUUCCCUUCAAGGCUCUCGGCGGCAUGUGGGGCUCGGUCCUGGGCGCCGUCCUCAUUGUCCUCGUCCUCAUCGCUCAGUUCUACAUCGCCGUCUGGCCUCUGGGCCCCAAGCCCUCGGGUGGCGCUGCCGCCGAGGCCUUCUUCCUCUCGUACCUCGCCGCCCCGGUCAUUCUCGGCUUCUGGCUCGUCGGCUUCCUCUGGAAGCGCACCCUUCCCAAGAAGGUCCACGAGAUCGACCUCGACACUGGCCGCAAGUCGUGGCUCACCGUCGAGGAGAUGCGCGCCUGGCGUGCCGAGCGUGCUGCCGCUCCUCUCUACAAGCGCAUUUUCCGUAUCCUCUUCACCAACUAGUCAUAAUACCACAAUAAUCUCAAGAUUGUUGCAAUUUGUAACGCUCGUUUCUUGAGCUCGAUCUUUGUAUGGCUCUCGCCGAGCAUAGUCUCCCAGGUUUAAGAUGCAACAAUGCGGACUCAUG